AUGGCAUGCUCAGACAAAAAGUCCUGCGAGGGCUGCUCAUGCAGCAAUGACGCCCCUGAGCCGCAGUCCAUCAACAUAGAAGAUUGUCUUAGCGAGCUACAAGCUCUGCGACGACGAAACCAGGAACUAGAAACCCGCAUGGGUGUCACAAACGAGCGCGACAAUGCCCAAGUCCCCGUCAAGCAACCGGGUAGAACACUCCGAUCUUCAUCGUGGUUUGAUUGUGCCAAUAACCCUGGUAUGACUGCCAUCUAUAUGGAGCGGUAUUUCAACUACGGCAUUACCCGGGAAGAACUCAUGUCUGGGAAACCCAUGAUUGGAAUUGCCCAGACAGGUUCGGAUAUUGCGCCUUGCAAUCGCCACCAUAUUGAACUCUCGAAGCGGGUUCGGGAGGGUAUCCGAACUGCUGGUGGUAUUCCGUUUGAGUUCCCUACGCAUCCUAUUCAGGAAACUUCCAGACGGCCAACUGCCACUCUUGAUCGAAAUCUUGCGUAUCUUGGUUUGGUGGAAAUCUUGACUGGGUAUUUCCUUGAUGGUGUUGUUUUGCUCACUGGGUGUGACAAGACCACACCUGCUUGUUUGAUGGCUGCGGCUACUAUGAAUAUUCCUGCUAUCUGCAUGAAUGUGGGACCUAUGCUCAAUGGUUACUCCAAAGGAGCUUUGACCGGAGCAGGCAGUGUGUUGUGGCAUGGGCGAGAGCUAUAUGCCACGGGUGACAUCGACGAGCAUGAAUUUAUGGAUUAUAUUGCCAGAGGAACACCAUCAGUCGGCCAUUGCAACACCAUGGGCACUGCCUCAACCAUGAAUGCCCUGGCGGAGUCAUUAGGAAUGGCACUCCCAGGGUCAGCCGCCAUUCCCGCAGCAUACCGCCACCGAGCUCAGUGCGCUUAUGAAACCGGCCUACGGAUUGUGGAAAUGGUAGAAGCAGACCGCAAGCCAUGUGAUCUGAUGACAAGAGAGGCAUUCGAAAAUGCGAUUGUGGCAAACGCCGCUAUUGGUGGUAGCACCAACGCCCCUAUCCACAUCAAUGCCAUUGCCCAGCAUGCGGGCGUGGAAGUCUCCAUGGAUGACUGGGAUACCCUGGGAUCAACCAUCCCCCUGCUAUUGAACAUGCAACCUUCUGGCGAAUAUCUCGGCGAGGAAUACUACCGUGCUGGUGGUCUUCCGGCCAUUAUGGCUGAGCUCUUGGACCAGGGCAAGAUUCACGGCGGUGUGCUAACCUGCAAUGGCCAAACCAUGGCUGAGAAUGUUCGUAGGAAGCACACCUGGGACCGGAAGGUCAUCCGUCCAUAUGACGACCCAUUAAUGAAGGAUGCCGGUUUCGCUCAUCUGAAGGGGAAUCUGUUCGACUCUGCUAUCAUGAAGACAUGUGCGAUCUCGCCUGCUUUCCGGAAACGCUAUCUUUCCAACCCCGAAGACCCGGAUGCGUUUGAAGGAUCUGUGGUUGUCUUUGAUGGACCUGAAGAUUAUGAACACCGUCUAGAAAGCUCUGCACAAAUUGACGAUAAGACCAUUCUCGUUAUGCGUGGUGUUGGCCCGAUAGGUUAUCCCGGAGCGGCAGAGGUUGUUAACAUGCAUCCGCCUGGUCGACUUCUCAAGGAUGGUAUCGAUGGCCUGUUCUGUAUUGGAGACGGUCGGCAGUCUGGCACCUCUGGAUCUCCUUCUAUCUUGAAUGCUAGCCCUGAAGCCGCGGCCGGUGGCAACCUUGCCAUCCUGAAAGACGGAGACAGGCUUCGUAUUGACUUACGAAAGAGGCGGGUUAAUCUUCUCGUCAGUGAUGAAGAGAUUGCACAGCGGAGGAAGGACUUAGGUGUUGAUGGAUAUACUGUCGCUCCUAGUGGUACUCCAUGGCAGGAGCUGUUCCGCCAGGAAACGGCACAGUUGAGUGAGGGUAUGGUUAUGAAGAAGGCCGUCAAGUAUCAGAAGCUGGCUCAGGAGGGACAGCCGCUUCGUCAUAACCAUUGA
Molecule: messenger RNA, 1965 nt
Organism: Penicillium antarcticum
Lineage: Eukaryota; Fungi; Ascomycota; Eurotiomycetes; Eurotiales; Aspergillaceae
Product: IlvD/Edd family dehydratase
Exons: 3
Coding region: 1-1965 (654 amino acids)
Molecular function (GO): hydro-lyase activity
Source: RefSeq, a predicted model, not a curated record